Messenger RNA from Ochotona princeps (American pika), 744 nucleotides. RefSeq names its product PTTG1IP family member 2 (gene PTTG1IP2). Gene Ontology annotation, cellular component: cytoplasm; nucleus. Lineage: Eukaryota; Metazoa; Chordata; Mammalia; Lagomorpha; Ochotonidae. The record is from RefSeq and is a predicted model, not a curated record. Gene Ontology annotation, biological process: protein import into nucleus. The coding region runs from base 167 to 625 and encodes 152 amino acids. The transcript is spliced from 8 exons.
AAUUCUAAAGUUCUAUGGAUUAUGCUGGAGUCCAGGGCUGAGAAGGAGUCUUCUUAGGACUCAGGUCUGCAAUGGAUUAUGGUCCCUGAGUGGAGUCCUCCAGUUCUACAUAAUAGCCAGUCCCUAUCACAUCCUCCCUGGCCAGAGCGACAGGGCCUGAAGGGCAAUGUGCUGGUUGCGGGCAUGGGGCCAGAUAUUCCUGCCAAUUUUUCUCUCCCUUUUUCUCAUCCAACUUCUUAGCAACGUUUCAGAUAAGGGAUUUCCCCACUUCCACAGCCACAGGAACUGGAAAGAAAAACAAUAUUCAGUCGAAGAUGCAUGUUCUCAACAGAAAAAUUGUCAGUCGUGCACACAGGAUAAGAAAUGUGUUUGGUGCAAUGAAGACAGGAUCUGCAAAAAAUAUUGUUUUCCACAUCUUCAUUGUCGAAUCAGUGCUGCCUAUUGGACAAACUGUAAAAUUGAUGUGUUUGGAAUCCUGAUGCUUGCCCUUAUUGCAGUAUUAGUUGUAAUGCUCCUGUGGUACUGCUGUGCCUAUCACCUUUAUAUGCAACAACGUCAAGCCUAUUUAUAUGGAAGAAAUGAACCAAUUCAUGUUCACAACUGGGAUGCUGGAUUCGAGGAAUAGAAAAUUAAAAAGACAAGUCUUCCAGAGAGAGGAGGAGGAAGUUUCCUCUAUGAAUUUGAGGGGCGUAACCUCUCGUGUUUCUGCUAGUGCUUUGCUCCAUCGUUAUUAAUCAUCCUCAC